AGGAGUGACUGACAAGUGACUAGUGAGUAGCGAGUAAUCCAUUCCGGCCAGCGCCAAAAUCCUGCGGGUUUUAGUACAGCUGACAGCGGUAGUCGCAGAUGUAGCAGCGGUGGUGGUGGUCUUGAGAGAUGGCGGCCUUAAGUUUUGGUCACCUGGCAACAGCAACACCUCCAUUCCUCUCUCCUCUCCGCCUCAACAUCAAUACACCGUGCUUCCAUCUUGGUUGCAGUCAUUUCCCGUUCACAGCCAGCAUACGCCGCAACUCAUGCCUUGUCACCCUCUCUUACUCCAACAAAUCUAAAAGUCGACUCCAAAUUGAGAAGGAAAGAGAGUUUCUUGAACAAUAUGGUCUCAAUCCUGACGAGUUUUUACCCCAUUCAUCUCCACAGAGGAAGAGGAGAAAAGGGCAGGCAAAGACGGGAGAAAACGGAAGGCAGGAAAUCACAGAGGAACCCAAGCAUCCAAGGGAAACCCAUAAAUUGCUUCAGGUGCUUGCAGGAAAAGCUCGAAGGAAAAAAUUACUUUCACCGAAAGGCAUGGAUGUACGCCCAAUGAUGGAAGUGGUGAAGGCUGCUGCAUUUGCCAUUUUACAGGCGGCUGGUGGUAGCCCUGCAUCUCUACGGCCUGGUCGUUGGUUAGAUUUAUACAGUGGUACAGGAUCUGUUGGCAUUGAAGCUAUCAGUAGAGGAUGCUCAGAGGCCCAUUUUGUUGAGAUGGAUCCUUGGGUUGUCUCAGAUGUUCUACGACCAAAUUUACAGUGGACUGGUUUCCUUGAUGUAUCAACCAUACAUCCUGUCCGUGUGGAGGAUUUCUUGGAAAGGGCAGAACAAUUUGCUGUCAGGAGCUUUGAGUCUCUCAAUUACGGUAAACGUGCGCCAUUUGAUUAUGUAAGUGUUACACCCCCAUAUAUGGCAGUAGAUUAUGGGGUAUUGAUGAACCAAAUUUCAAGUUCAUCCGUAAUUGGAGAGGACACAUUUAUUGUAGUUGAAUACCCUUUGAAAACUGACAUGCUUGAUUCAUGUGGUUGCCUCACUAAGAUAGCUGAUCGGAGGUUUGGUCGGACACAUCUUGCUAUAUAUGGACCAAAUUGGGCGCAAAAGAGGAGAAAGUCAGACAGCUUACUUAUGGGUUUAUCAUAAACAUGGAAGUAGGUUUUGUGGCUGGAUUAUUAUUAUUUUGUGCUAAAGACCACGUAGUCUGAUAUUUCUUAGCAGUGACAUGUCGUGUUAGCUGUAAAUUAACCUGACCAUUUGAUUUGUUCCAUCUCAACUCUCCUUUCAGAUGUAGAUAAAACAAGAGAUGUUAAUGAAAUGCUACUAGUAAACUAAACUUGGUAAUCUUUGUAGUUCAGCCUUCUUGUAUAAUCAAAAUCUCUAACGUCAAUUCAGACAAGAACUUGGAUA
This is a messenger RNA of Coffea eugenioides, 1403 nucleotides long. Its product is annotated as putative rRNA methyltransferase YlbH. Gene Ontology annotation, biological process: rRNA methylation. NCBI's taxonomy places the organism in Eukaryota, Viridiplantae, Streptophyta, Magnoliopsida, Gentianales, Rubiaceae. The record is from RefSeq and is a predicted model, not a curated record. Gene Ontology annotation, molecular function: methyltransferase activity. The transcript has 10 exons. Bases 129 to 1139 code for a protein of 336 amino acids.